Pteropus alecto (black flying fox) is the source of this 1090-nucleotide messenger RNA. It is a transcript of the gene PNCK, whose product is annotated as pregnancy up-regulated nonubiquitous CaM kinase. Gene Ontology annotation, molecular function: ATP binding; calcium/calmodulin-dependent protein kinase activity; calmodulin binding. Gene Ontology annotation, cellular component: intracellular anatomical structure. Lineage: Eukaryota; Metazoa; Chordata; Mammalia; Chiroptera; Pteropodidae. The transcript has 11 exons. The record is from RefSeq and is a predicted model, not a curated record. The coding region runs from base 51 to 1082 and encodes 343 amino acids. Gene Ontology annotation, biological process: peptidyl-serine phosphorylation.
GGGGGAGCAGUGUGUGCGGUGGCCUCGGUGGGUGGUGUCCACCUGGGAACAUGCUGCUGCUCAAGAAACAGACGGAAGACAUCAGCAGCGUCUAUGAGAUCCGGGAGAAGCUGGGCUCGGGCGCCUUCUCUGAGGUGGUGCUGGCCCAGGAGCGGGGCUCCUCACACCUCGUUGCCCUCAAGUGUAUCCCCAAGAAGGCCCUUCGAGGCAAGGAGGCCCUGGUGGAGAAUGAGAUUGCAGUGCUCCGCAGGGUCAGCCACCCCAACAUCGUGGCUCUGGAGGACGUCCAUGAGAGCCCUUCCCAUCUCUACCUGGCCAUGGAGCUGGUGACGGGAGGAGAGCUGUUUGACCGCAUCAUGGAACGUGGCUCCUACACAGAGAAGGAUGCCAGCCACCUGGUGGGCCAGGUCCUUGGUGCUGUCUCCUACCUGCAUAGCUUGGGCAUCGUGCACCGAGACCUCAAGCCUGAAAAUCUCCUGUAUGCCACGCCGUUCGAAGACUCCAAGAUCAUGGUCUCUGACUUCGGCCUCUCCAAAAUCCAAGCUGGCAACAUGCUGGGCACCGCUUGUGGGACCCCAGGAUAUGUGGCCCCGGAGCUCUUGGAGCAGAAACCCUACGGGAAGGCUGUAGAUGUGUGGGCCCUGGGUGUCAUCUCCUACAUCCUGCUGUGUGGGUACCCCCCAUUCUACGACGAGAGCGACCCCGAACUCUUCAGCCAGAUCCUGAGGGCCAGCUACGAGUUUGACUCUCCCUUUUGGGAUGACAUCUCAGAAUCAGCCAAAGACUUUAUCCGACACCUUCUGGAGCGAGACCCCCAGAAGAGGUUCACGUGCCAGCAGGCCUUACAGCAUCUUUGGAUCUCUGGGGAUGCAGCCUUUGACAGGGACAUCCUGGGUUCAGUCAGUGAGCAGAUCCAGAAGAAUUUUGCUCGGACCCACUGGAAGCGAGCGUUCAAUGCUACCUCCUUCCUGCACCACAUCCGAAAGCUGGGGCAGAGCUCAGAGGGUGAGGAAGCCUCAGAGCGGAAGAUGGUCCGCCACAGCCACCCGGGCCUCGGGGCUGGCCAGCCCCCCAAGUGGUGAUGCCCAGG